This is a messenger RNA of Lycium ferocissimum, 522 nucleotides long. RefSeq lists its product as uncharacterized. Lineage: Eukaryota; Viridiplantae; Streptophyta; Magnoliopsida; Solanales; Solanaceae. The transcript has 3 exons. Gene Ontology annotation, molecular function: zinc ion binding. The record is from RefSeq and is a predicted model, not a curated record. The coding region runs from base 1 to 522 and encodes 173 amino acids.
AUGGGAGUUAGUGUGUACGUUGAGCUUAAGAGGGAAAACAGUGUUUUCGGGAUGUAUCCAUUGUGCGUUAGUAUUACAGAUAAUGACGUUGAGGAGAUUGCAAUUGGUGAGUGUGUUUUUAGAGAGGAUGUGCUUCAACUUGGAUACAAUGAUAAUUUGGAGGAUAUGGAUGUGUAUGAUUCUAAUGAAUUGAAUCCGUCAAAUUGUGGAAAGGCAUACACACAGGAUGAGUUCGAUAAAUUGAUGGAAAAGAUUGAGAAUAUUGAUAUUCAGGUUGAAGCAUCAACUGAAUAUGUUUACAUGGUGAAUGAUGGACCGAGGCGUUUUAUAAUUGAUUUGAAGAAGAAAACUUGCAGUUGCAGGAUGUUCCAAAUGGACGAAAUACCAUGCUCACAUGCCUGGGCUGUAUUAAAGAGUAAAAAUCUAACGGCUGAUGCAUAUUGCUCAGACUUAUUCAAGCCAAGUACAGUGGUGAAUACGUAUGAUGUGCCGAUUGAUCCACUUCCCGACGAGAGAGAGUAG